AUGGAUUUUACAAAUAGUGAAGAUGAAGAAGAAAAUUCGAUUUUAAAUUAUACAUAUUCAUUACUUGAUAUUAAAUGCGAGGUAAUUGAUUCAUCUAAUUGUCAGUAUAUAUUAGGAGCAAUAUCAUUCGAUGAACAAAUAACAUUUCCAAAAGUAUGUGGUUAUCGAUUAGAUCUACUUUCUUAUUUCACUUGUGAAUCCACAAAAUGGAACAAUUAUUUCUGA
This is a messenger RNA of Rotaria sp. Silwood2, 225 nucleotides long. Lineage: Eukaryota; Metazoa; Rotifera; Eurotatoria; Philodinida; Philodinidae. The record is from the annotation of a GenBank genome assembly.